Nilaparvata lugens (brown planthopper) is the source of this 7335-nucleotide messenger RNA. Its product is annotated as homeobox protein abdominal-A homolog. Gene Ontology annotation, biological process: anterior/posterior pattern specification; negative regulation of transcription by RNA polymerase II. NCBI's taxonomy places the organism in Eukaryota, Metazoa, Arthropoda, Insecta, Hemiptera, Delphacidae. The record is from RefSeq and is a predicted model, not a curated record. Gene Ontology annotation, molecular function: DNA-binding transcription factor activity, RNA polymerase II-specific; RNA polymerase II cis-regulatory region sequence-specific DNA binding. The transcript has 4 exons. Gene Ontology annotation, cellular component: nucleus. Bases 396 to 1451 code for a protein of 351 amino acids.
GCGUUCACAGAUAGCGCUGCGGUCUCGAAGCGGCAACGAACAUGGAGGCGGGUGAGACGAUUGAUCGAACACAACGAAAAACGACGAGUGAGUUUUGGAAUCGACGAAAAAAGAUGUGUGCUGGAAGAGGGGAGGGGUGAAGGCGGUGCUGCUCUGUGAUUGGCUGAGUGUUAGAUGGGUGGGGAGGGGGAGUUGAAGCUGCUCCGGGGUACCCCGGCCUCCUACAAAGGAUUCUUGUACACUACUAGACACUCGGUCGUUCCACUAAAACCGUCGACGACUACAAAGGGUGCAAAUUCGUCGUUGGCUGAUCGUUGACGGCGCCCGUAACAACCGUCCGGGGCCCGCACCCCUCCCGCCCCCGCAUAUGUCGUCCACCGACCACUGAAACGGACAUGAGUUCAAAAUUCAUCAUCGAUAGCAUGCUGCCCAAGUACCACCAACAGUACCCGCACCAACUUCUCAACCCGGUCAUCACGUCAUCCUCGGGCUCCACCGAUCUGUCACCGUCAUCUGCGGUCAACUACAGUCUCACCACCAACAAUUCAUCAUCAUCCUCGUCUUCACCGCCCCCGUCUCUGGUGUCCACCGCCUCCAGGAUGUACCCGUACGUGGCACACCACCACAACCACCAACAGGCCGUGGCGGCAGCCGCCUUCGCAUCGAGCACCGGCUCCAUGGUGCCAGGACCCUUCUCCACCCCCAGCAGUGCCCUGGCGGCAGUCGUGGACGCAGCAGCGGCUGGUGACAAGUCGUGUCGCUAUACAGGAAACGUGCCGCCCCCAGAGUCGAUGGUCAACUACUCGCUGCAACACCACAACGGUGCCGCCUCCAGCUCUGUGUCAGCCGCCUCCGCGACUAUGGCCGCUGCUGCUCAGUUCUACCACCAGGCAGCUGCCGCCUCCGUUGCCGCGGAUCCGCUGUCCUCCUGCACGUCACAGGUCGCCUCCGCGGCCACUGGACAGCCCAUGCCUGACAUACCUCGCUAUCCAUGGAUGUCUAUUACCGACUGGAUGAGCCCCUUUGACAGAGUUGUUUGUGGGAGAGGAGACUACCAGUUGGGCCUAUCAUUACCAGGAGCAGGACCGAACGGCUGUCCACGACGCCGGGGCCGACAGACGUACACACGCUUCCAGACCUUGGAACUGGAGAAGGAGUUCCACUUCAACCACUACCUGACGAGGCGACGGAGAAUCGAGAUAGCGCACGCUCUCUGUCUCACCGAGCGUCAGAUCAAGAUCUGGUUCCAGAACAGGCGGAUGAAGCUGAAAAAAGAGCUGCGCGCCGUGAAGGAGAUCAACGAACAAGCGCGCCGCGAACGCGAGGAGCAGGAACGCUUGAAACAAGACAAACAGGCGAAAUUGGGCGGCGAACAUCACCAUGGCAUGCACGUGGGUUUGGACAAAUCGGGCAGUGCUGAUCUCCUAAAGGCCGUCGCCACCAAGACGUAGAAGAAACACUAGUGACUGUGUCCUUGAACUUAUAUAAAUAUAUAAAUAUGACGCUGACUUUAUGUAUCCAUUUUUCUAGUUAGUGAUAGUGAUUAUUACUCGCGGUGCACCUGAAUGUUGCUGGCAAUGUCGAUGGAAUCCGGGGACUUUCUGUUUUGUUCGUAGAUUGUGGGAGUUGAAGUGAAAUAACAUUGAUAAAGCUGAAAGGAGCAUGCUGUUUUUGUGAAAUUUGGAGUGAAAUAAUGUUGAUAAAGUGAGAGGAAACAUGAUUGAAGUUUAAUAACGUUGAUGAAGUGGAAAGGAGCAGAUAGAAGAGAGCAGAAACAUAUAUGAAGUGGAUGGGAAGAAGGGAGAGGAUAGAUGAGAUGAGUGAAGGGGUUGGGGACUCAUGAGGAUGGGAGCAUGAUUCAACGUUGAUGAAGUGGAAAUGAGCAGAUAGAAGAGUGCAGAAAGAUAUAUGAAGUGGAUGGGAAGAAGGGAGACGAUAGAUGAGAUGAAUGAUGGGGUUGAGUAAUCAUGAGGAUGGGAGCAUGAUUCAACGUUGAUGAAGUGGAAAGGAGCAGAUAGAAGAGAGCAGAAAGAUAUAUGAAGUGGGAGUUGUGAAGAAGGCAGUGGAUAGAUGAGAAGUAGUGGAGGGGUUGAGGAAUCAUGAGGAUGGGAGCAUGAUUCAACGUUGAUGAAGUGGAAAGGAGCAGAUAGAAGAGAGCAGAAAGAUAUAUGAAGUGGGAGUUGUGAAGAAGGCAGUGGAUAGAUGAGAAGUAGUGGGAGAGUUGAGGAAUUAUGAAGAUUAGGGAGUAAGAAAAGGCUAAGAGAAGUAGGAGGCAAAUCAAUAGAGAAGAUUCAGGAAUGAGAGACGGCUAAGGAUUAGAAGAAUCUAGGAAAUGAUUUGGACUGAAGAAUAAAGGAGGCUGAAAAUGGAGGAAGCUAAGGUAUAGACUAUACAAAAGGGUACAGUAUGAAGAAGAGUAAAAUGAUUCUACGAAGAGUAAAGGAUGGAGAGUGCAAUAGAUGAAGAAGAGGAUUGUUAGAGAUAAGAAUGAUGUAGAGGUUAGAAGAAGAAGUGGUGGAGUUGAAGAAUAUAUUGAUGUGGAGGUGGAGAAGAGUGGUAAAAAAUUAUACGAAGUAGUCAUACUCCCAGUUCAACAAGGCAUUAAAUGCUUUAGAUAGAAUAUGAGUGUGUAGAAGAAGUACAGAAGAGAUUAGUGGAGAGGGUAAAAGAAAGAGGAAACGUAACUGUCGAUUGUUGAUUGAUCAUUGAUGGGGAGAGAUUUAGAUUGAUGAUAGAUAAGAGUAUCUGUAGAGUAGGAAUAUUCGAUAAGAAGGGAAUUUGAAAGAAAGAUAAAUUAAUAGUGAAAGAUGAGUGAAUCAUGGGGAUCUUCAUAUAUCGUGAAAGAAGUUGAAGAUUGCAGAGGGAGAAGUAAUUAUUGAUAGUGAUGUUAAAAUUGUGGUAGACGAAGAAAAUAAAUCAAGAGAGAAUGAGGGAAGGGGAGGAUCAUGUUGAUUUCAGAUAUAAGUAUAAACAGUUGGUGGUUUGAAAGAAUGAAUUAGGAGGGGAGGGUUAAGAGGAGAUUGAGAAAGACAGGGGAGGAAUUAUAAAUGCGAAAAAACAGAAAACAUUUCGGCGCCAUAGUUUGAUCUCUUUGUCUAAAUGACUUUGUAUUUUCGUCCAGAGGAUAAGAGCUACAUGGAAUUAAAAAAUUAAUAAUCAAGGUCUACAACUGAUGACUGUUGUUUGCAUCAGACAUUGAAUCAAGUCAAUCAUCAAAAAGCUAACAGACUUUUGGUUAGAUCGUAUUUUUGUGUGACUUGGUGGUUGCUAUAACUUUAUGUUAUCUUGACAGAACUGUUGUCAGUCAUGUUAAGAUAACAGAUAUCUUCUAUGAUGGUCGAUUGUCGACUAAUGUUUUAAUUUGAUCAGAUCAUCAUGUCAUUGAAACAUGUGAAUUCUCAUUACUGCAGACAGGAGUGAUUGAUUAAUCAGAAUGUCGGGUUUUUCUUAAUAUUUCGAAUCAGAAACUCUUCAUAACUUCAAUAGCAUCUAAUUUACUGGAGUCUGAUAGCAAGAAAUAUAUCUAAUAUACUGGAUGUCCCUUGAUGCAUAUUGGAUAUGAACCAUUCAAACUUCAAAGACAACUAAAACAAAAUAUACGGUACUUGAGCUGCGUUUACACCACAGUUAAAACGUUUAUUUUUCCGUCCUUAUAGAUUAUAUUAGAUUAAACGGAGCUUGACAAACACAUAUGAAUGUCAUGUGUAUGAUGAGUUAUGUUCAAUUUAAUAUUAUCUAUAAGGACAGGAAAAUAAAUAUUUUGUUAAUAACUUAGACGUGAACGCAGCUUUACUGUAGGUGGUGCAUUUCCCAAAAAACAGACCAAAGUUAAAUUCUACUUUUUCAUCAGUCCUGAAAAUUAUGGAUGCAUCCUUGAUUCUUGUGCAAUAUUAUUAAAUGACAAUCAAGUAAUUCUUAUUAUUUAUUUUGGAAAAAUAGGAAUAUACUAGAUUGGAAUCUUUGAAUUGGAAAAUAGUUCUAGUAUGGGUAGACAUUCUCAAAUUUGAAUUAAUUUUCUCAACAGAUUUAUUCCUGUGUGUAUUUCUCUUGGGAAUUUCAUAGUUAUUACAAUGAUUGUUUCCUUUCCAUUUGAUGAAUCAUUGCGAAGUUAUUGUGAAAAGGUACGAUGAGACAUUCGUUACAGAUUGAUAAUCAAAUAAUGGGGUUGAAAUCUCAGUAUGGUUUCACUGGUACACGCGCAUUUCAAAGCGGAAACUUCAGUUUUGAAAAUACAUUCAUGAUCUGAUCAAAUUAUUCCACAAUUAUUCUGGAAAUUCCAACGAUCUAUGUCAUUCUCCAUUCUAAAGACUAACUUCAGAUACGUACAUGUAAAUAGAUAAGCAAUAAUAUUAAGUUUUUAACAUUUGAACAAAUUGUUGAUGGAGAAAUUUCCUGUUAUGGUGUACUUCUAAAUUGAAUUGUUUGUCACCAUCAUGGACAAAAAUCAAGUUCAACAUAAUUCAAAGCAUGUAAAUCAUGCUUAAAAUCGACUUAAUGUGCAUUUUCGUUAGUAGGCAGUAGAUCAUGUUUACCAUGGACUAUAUUAUAUUCACGUAACGAAACGAUAAUAAUAUUCUAUUGUAUUUGUAUUGCUCAGUGUAUAUGUUGUGUUAUUGAAGAGUGUUGAAAAACAAUGUUCCCAAUUAAUUGAGUUCCAACGAACAGUUUAGUAUUUUUCUAUACCUAGCCUAUAUACAUAGACGGUAUGAUUAUAGUUCUCUUUUAUUAUUAAAGUAAUGUAUGGAUGAAGCUUUAUUUCAAAUAUUUCGUUUCGUUUGAAAAUUAUUGAAUUAUUGUGUUCAUUAUAUAAGUUUGUGUUUUGAAUGGAAAGUAUGUUAUAUUAUGUUUUUGUUAAAUUAUCUAUUGUGUUUGUUUUAUGGACUAACAAAUUUUAAUUAUUGAUGUUUUGUGUUCUCAUUAUUAUGUUCUUAAACAGAGAUCUUAUCUCUACUGUUGAUUUUUCCACCAUGUUCAAUAUUAAACGUUAAUCAAUUCAUUUAGGAAAUUAUCAUACUUAAGGCUUAAACAGGUCACCUAAAUCGAGUAUCAACAAUAAUUUUGAGUACAAGUCUUCUCUUCAUCUUUCAAUAAAUUUUCUGAUGAUUUUUGCAAACCUUGGAACAAAAUUGAGGCUCUUAAAUUCUUUGUCAUCUGAUAUGAUUGAGUAUAACAAAAAUUUAAUACAAUAAGCAGCUAGAGAGCUGAUAGAAGAAUGGUUUAUUCAAAUUUUAGAAGAAAAUCAUCAUCUUUUAUACUAUAUUUCCUGUCUUAUACGUAAUCUUGAUGUCAGGGUAGUGAAUGAUUGUUUAUGUAUAUACUAAAAUUCGAAUGAGAGUUGAGGAAAAAUCGAGAAUUUUAGACUACUAUUUUAGAUAGUAUUUAUUCCAAGAGUGAUUCAAAACCUGUGUGAUAGUGUAUAGGGCUAGCAUUUUCUAAAAUUUUGAAACACAUGUUUAAGAAAACAAUUGGUAGAUCCACCUCCAUUGAUUCCAAUCAAGAUUAUGAUUUCUCAAUUUUAUCUGGAAUUCGAUUCCUAUUCAAUUAUAAACAUGUUUUUAUUGUAACUCUUCUCACUAGAUGUGCUUAACAUAAUAUACGUAAGAUAACAAUCAUUUAAUUUUCAAGUUAUUGAGAAAUUACUCGUUUCAAUGAGAAAUUCUACAAAUUGAGGUAGCCAGUAACUUUCAAAUACUAAUAAUUAUCGUUAAGAUUUUAUUCAUCCAGGAGAAAAACUAGAAUGGGCGAAAUAACCAGAUAUCCUGACAUGAACAAAAUUAUAUUUGAUUUCGAGAGUAAACUAUUAUUUUGUCAGAUCAAAAACAGAAUCCUUCCAUAAAAUUUAUCACAGAAAAUUGUGAUUCCAGAAUGGAAAUAAUAUACGUAAUUCGAUAUUAGUACAAUUUUCAAGAGUAUUAGCUCUAAAUUUGGAACAAAAAUUAUAUUUAUAUAGGAUUAUUUUGAAUAAUGUCUUAUUGUAAUGUGAAGCAUUAUCUUUUCUCUUGUCAAAUUUGUGUGAAUGGAUAGAUGUGAACAUUUUAGAGGUUAUGAGUCAACAUGUAAUAUUUAGAGUAGUUAGAUGAUGAAUGAAUGUUAGAUAGUAAUAGGCUGAAUAUAAAAAUGAUAUAAUAAUAGUUUUUGAUAAGUAAUACCCCCUCGCAUAGUGAUUAAUUUGAAUUCAUUUUUUGGGACUUUGUGGAGACAAACCUCAAAAAGGAAAAUCAAAUUGAUUGCUAACUUGCAACACACGUAAUUUGUUUGUAAUAAUUCUUCUGCUGUGAAAGGGGUAUUACUCUAUAUAAAGAACUUCUCUUCACCGAAUUAAUACUACCCAUUCCAAAAUCAUCUUCCCGGUAAGACUAACGGAAAUCAUACUUGUCUUAUCAAAACAUAACGUGGUCUGUUCAUUUUAUAACUUGAAGAUAGCAAAUUGAAUUUUCAUCAUUCAGAGAAUUUUCUAUAAUUUGAAAACAUUUUCAGAUACAAUACAACCCUUGAUAGACCUAAAAGAUAUCACCCUGAAUAUGAAAUUUGGGGGCUUAUUUCUUCAAGUUUUCUAUAAAUUGACUCCAAUCAUAGAUUUUUUGGGAAAAAUCCUUUUUCUCCUCCAGUGAUGACAAACGUAUUCUUGUAAAUAUUCAUGCCAUAGGGAAGUUUAAUCUUGUUCUAUAGGUGUAUAAUCGUAUUGUGUUGAUAAUUUUAACUCAAUAAUAAUUAGCUGACAGAUUGAUUAUGUCAAUAAAAUACGUAAAUUGGAUUGAAUAGAAGCGCAAUGAAAUUAAUAAAAUGCUAUUUGAUUGUGUCCUAGCUUUAAAAUAUGUAUUAUAAUAGAGAGAAAAGCUUUUUCCGGUGUAAAAUUAAGUUUUCGUUUUAUCUUUUCUCUUGUUACUAUGUUCUGAUAUAUUUCAACGCAUCUUCGGAAAUUAUUCUUGUUUUGUUGAAUUUUUAUAAAGUUUUCUACAAUAGUAAAAUGUUUUUGUACUGUGAGAACAAAAUAUUAUUCAAAUCUUUGAAUUAUUUUUGUUGUAUGAAACUGGGCACUGUGCUUUAAUGUUAUUAUUAAGUUAGUAUUUCUGUUUGUUUGAUUGUUUUUCUAAUUCUGUUUAAGCUCUCGUAUGUUUGUAUUGUACGUAAUUCUAGUUGUAAGGAAUGCCAACGAAGAACCUAAGUAAAAAUAAAAAGUCCAAGACUAUUUUAAUCGUACUGUGUAUUAUUAUGAUUAAUCUAUCUGUUGAUCAUAAACCUUUUUUAGAAAUCAGUAGCCAUCUUAUUUUCGUUGUGUAAAUAAGGUUAUGUAAACAAUAUAUAUGAAUAUUAUAAAAUUAAUUUAUUUGAACA